This is a messenger RNA of Macaca mulatta (Rhesus monkey), 4532 nucleotides long. The record is from RefSeq and is a predicted model, not a curated record. Lineage: Eukaryota; Metazoa; Chordata; Mammalia; Primates; Cercopithecidae.
GUUUCAAUUUUAUUUUCCUAUCUAUAAAAUGGGAUAAUAUUAAUACCCACACAAGCUAUACCCACACAAGCUAGGGUGCACAUGGUUAUUGGAAGGUUUCCACGAGAUCAUACAUGGAAAAGGGCUUUGUAAAAGGCAAGUUAUGUCCAACUAAGGGACAUUAUCAUUAAAUGGCAGCUGGAAGCUGUAAUUUGGUUCUGCCCUCUCACACCCGCUGCUACUUCAGACAUUCUAAGUUGCUCUUCUAUGGGAUAUCUCUGGCUUGACUGCGGGUUCCGUUCUGAGGAGGUGUGGUCAGUAGGGACCAGAUGUCUUCUUCCUUUACCUCUGGUCACUCUUAGUGAUAUAACCCAGGCCAUACAGUCAGACAGACUUCAGCAAAACUGUCAGCGAGGGCAGCUCCCCGAUUCGGCCCCUUUGACUGUUGUCUCCAGUCCUGAAACCCUCGCCCCGGGCCGCUCCGCCGCCGGGCUCCGGCGCUCAGUCCAUAUUACUCGCGGAAAGGCCGGCGUCUCCGUCCGACCCUCUUUCCUGGUCGCUGGGGGCGGUUUGUGGGCCUGGCCUUGGGAUUAGGAAAAUAGGGAUGGUGCCUAUUUAGGGAUGAGGCCGAAUGCGGGCCUCAGAGAAUCCCGAAAGGGGGAAUGUCUGGAUCGGCGGAUCGGACGUUCAGGCCCAGGAACCGGCCCCCGCAUGGUCGCCGCUCAGGCGCGGGCGCAGCGCUAGCAGCCUCGUUUUCCGCCAGCCGGGCUGCCGGAGAGUUAGACCUCCCAGCCUCACGGGGCUGCUGUGCGGCUGCAGCGACGCCGGCGACUGCGGCGCUGCAGCGGAGACGGAGGGCUCGGGAGGCGGCGCCAUGUGAGUCCGCGCGGGGCCGCGCUGGGGCCGCGGCGAGAGGUUACCGUAUUUACCGAGGCCAGAGCCGGACCCUCGAGGGCGGGUCACUGCGGGCGCGCUACCGUAUUUGCUGGGUCCCGCGCAGGUCCUUUCCGGGAGUGGGAGCGCCGCGACUUAAUUACGGACUGGUGAUUGCAGCUGGAAGUGCCCAUGACCGAGCUGGCGUCCUCCGGGGGCGGGUCCCCUGCGGGGGACGGGGAGGAGGGUCUGGGGGACGAGCGAGGCCUGGUCAUCCACCACCCUGCGGAGGAGCAGCCGUACCGCUGCCUGCUGUGCGGCCAGACCUUCUCGCAGCAGCCCAGCCUGGUGCGGCACCAGAAGGCACACGCCGGGUCGGGCCGCGCGGCUGCCUUCGUGUGCCCCGAGUGCGGCAAGGCCUUCAGCGUCAAGCACAACCUCGAGGUGCACCAGCGCACGCACACCGGGGAGCGGCCCUUUCCCUGCCCCGAGUGCGGCCGCUGCUUCAGUCUCAAGCAGAACCUGCUCACGCACCAGCGUAUCCACAGCGGCGAGAAGCCGCACCAGUGUGCGCAGUGCGGCCGCUGCUUCCGCGAGUCGCGCUUCCUGCUCAACCACCAGCGCACCCACGCGCGCAUGCCCGCGCCCCACCCGCGCCGCCCCGGCGUUUUCGGGGAGCGGCGGCCCUACUUCUGCCCCCGCUGCGGCAAGAGCUUCGCGCGCGAGGGCUCGCUCAAGACCCAUCAGCGCAGCCACGGCCACGGGCCCGAGGGCCAGGCGGCCCACUUAGGACGCGUGCUAUGAUGCGCCCGGGGCCUGCUGCCGACUGCUGCUUCCUGCCCCGCACGUGCGUCCCCGACCCCUGGAGAUGGCCCUGGGCUGCAGCUCCCUCUCUGGAUGGGAUCCCGGGAGAGGGGCAGCGUUGGCUUGGGCUCUUGAAGGUGUGGGCCGCCGCCAGGCUCCGGCCGCCCCCUUGCGUUCCUCCCUCGGGACCGUCUGGCUGGCUGCGCACAGCUGCUUCGGUCUCCUGCCAUGGUUCUCCUUCUCUGGCCCAUCCGGCCUAGAGCAGAAUGUCAGAGUUGAAAGAGACUUGGAGAGGGCCACUUUCCACAAUCCCCACGCCCAACCUCAGCCCCCAGGCCUCCUGGCUCCUGUACACACUCUCUGCUGUCCUUGAGAUGUCAUUUCACUUCAUGUUUCAGUUUGCUCAUCUAUGCAGAGUGGGCAGGAUCCUAUGACCCGGUAGGUGCAGGACCCAUCUGGACAUGGAGACCAGGAAUGGGGUGCCGCGGGGGCCUGGCUGGCACUGCACCUGGGCAUGAGGGCACAUCCAGUAAGAAGACCUGCCUCAAGAGGUGCACUGCGGUGACCAGUGGAGGUGACUGGUUGGAGACUGGAAUUGGUGGCAGAUUCCAAGCUCUGGUGGACAGAUUCCCCAGGCCUGGUGGGAAUCGCAGCUGGGGCAGACCUCAUCCUGGCUGCCUGGUCACAGGCCCCCACUGUCUGCCACUGGUGGUAGGAUGUUGCUUGUGUGGAGAGCUGGCUUCUCUGCUCCCACCUGGUCCACCACUUGGCUAGAGUUCAGAGACAGGAAGUGACUGGUCUAAGCUAACACAGCAAGUUGGUGGCCGACCUGGUUCUAGAGGCAAAACCUUCUGCCAGAUGUGAAUGAAACCUGCAGGCUUCAUUUUCCUUUCUUUUUUUUUUUUUUUUUUUUUUGAGGCAGAGUCUCGCUCUGUGGCCCAGGCUGGAGUGCAGUGGCCGGAUCUCAGCUCACUGCAAGCUCCGCCUCCCGGGUUCACGCCAUUCUCCUGCCUCAGCCUCCCGAGUAGCUGGGACUACAGGCGCCCGCCACCUCGGCCGGCUAGAUUUUUGUAUUUUUUAGUAGAGACGGGGUUUCACCGUGUUAGCCAGGAUGGUCUUGAUCUCCUGACCUCGUGAUCCGCCCGUCUCGGCCUCCCAAAGUGCUGGGAUUACAGGCUUGAGCCACCGCGCCCGGCCCAUUUUCCUUUCUGAGCAGUGCAGACGCGAAGCCCUUGGAAAAUCUGAUGAAGGUUACGGACCUUCCCUAGGAAGACAGGUAACUGACAUAGACUCAAAAACCCCAGGCAAUUUCAGGAGCCACUGGACUCCCUGAAUGAAACCCAUCCCUGGACUCCUCAGCCCUGAGGACUUCACCUGCUGCCCUUUCCUUACCUGUCACACAUUGAGCCCCGAGUCAAGGCCACUGUACAAGUAGUGCCCCUCCCUCCCCCUGGCCAAGCCUCCUUCCCUUGUUCAGGAAUAAAGAAUUCCGAGGAGGAGACCUUUUUAGUCAGUCCCUUCUCCCAGACCUAAAGAAUGAUGCAUCAGGUUUCUGGAACCUCAUUUCCCUUCCCCAGACAUUGGCAGAGGUCCCUUGGGCUAGAUUUUCUCUUCUGGUUUUGUGUUUCUUGUUUUGCCUGACUGGCAGCUGGCUUCCAUAAAGGAGCCCUUUGCUCCUGGCCUGGGCUCUGAUUUCACUGGACUGCUGUGGACGCUGGUGGGAGUUUGAGUUUGGUCUGAGUCUGCCCCAGGGAGAAAGAAUCCUGCUUCCACCAACCAAGCCCAGUCAGCCGGUGCCUCCCAGCUGGCCAAGUGUUCAACCCAGUGGGCUGGGGAGGAAGAGGAUGAGGGCCUCGCUCCUGGUGCCUGUGGCUCUGGGCAGGGGGAGAGGUCGGUGGAGGGGCUUUCUGUGUGUUCUCUGAGUGUGCAGCAGUGCAGUUGAAGGGAACAGGGCCCAGGCUGGCAGCAGGGAGAGGACUCCUCCCAUCUUCACACCUGAACCAGUCAGCCUGGAAGCCACAAGUUCUCACUUGCUUCCCCAGAAUGAACAUCAGAAAAGGCAAAACUGACCAGGGCUGGGAUGGGUUUGGGUCAGGGUGGUUGGAGGGCAGCCUGUGGAUUCCUGCACUGGAGUCUUGCUGUCUUCGAUGCCGUUUGGAUCAUACAUUCUUACAUCCUACUGUAUGCCUCACCCUGGAAUAGCGGAAUGCUCAGGGGGAGAUCCGAGAAUGAGAUGGUGCUCCCAGCCCCAGGAGCUUCCAAUCCGGCUCUGAUCCUUGGCUGACCUAGAGGAAACCUCCACACACACUCCUUCUCUGCUAAUGGUGCCGUUUGUGUCCCCCUCUGCCCAUCACUGUGCUGUGCUCAUUCCUGCCUCUGUGCCUUCCCCUGUAUUGCUCGGACAUGUCCCCUUUCCUCUUCUCUACCCAGCUAAGCCCUUCUGAUCCACGGGGCCCGGCUUCCCAAACAACCCAGCCCACAUUCAUCCUUCCCUCUCCGAACAGGCCCUGUGUGAGCCCCCGCCCCCAAACUGCGUGCUGUCCCACAGAUGCUCCAGUCUCCUGUGUGUUUUGAGUCCGCAACUAGACAGUGAGCUCCCUGAGGGCAGGGGACUGUCAUUUCCUCUUGAGCCCUACCAGGGUCUAGCACCGAACUGGGCUUCUAACUCUCAGGAAACACUUGUCGACUGCCUCAAGCGCCGGAGCUUGUCGGUGGCCGGUAAUGGGCAGUGCACGUGGGGAGAGGUGGGAGCAUCAGGGACCCCUCCCCUCGGCUCUGCAGGAGUGCACAGAAGUGGUCGUCCAGCCUGGAUAUUUCUACAGGUCGCUGACGCCUGCGGGAGCUGCCUGAGUGAAAUAAAUGUUCUCUCGACAUCA